This is a messenger RNA of Galleria mellonella (greater wax moth), 3246 nucleotides long. RefSeq lists its product as uncharacterized. The record is from RefSeq and is a predicted model, not a curated record. The transcript has 6 exons. NCBI's taxonomy places the organism in Eukaryota, Metazoa, Arthropoda, Insecta, Lepidoptera, Pyralidae. Bases 375 to 1334 code for a protein of 319 amino acids.
CGUAAUUUGACGCUGCGUCGUGUUUAAUUUUAUUACGAUUCCGUUCGUCGCCGCAUAGCGUACAUUACCCAUAUUUAAAAUUUGUUUUCGGCGGUCCAAAUUGUUAAAUAAAUUGUAAUCAUUACUUAUCAUAAAUUGUUUUGUUAUCUAUAUUAGAACAAAAUUCACAUUUAAACCUUUGAUUGGAUAUAAACUGUGCGAUAUCGUUAACUAAUGCAUAGUUAUCGUUAUUUUUUUUUUCUACAACAAAAAAAAAAUCUAAUCAGAAGUUUCAUUGUGUCGUGUACCAUAGUGUGAUUUGGUGAUACCGCGGUUUCAGGGGGUGGAUAAUCGACUUUGGAUUUGAAUCUUAAAGUGCUUCUAAUAAGACUGACAUGUCAACCCGCAGCGGCGCUAGCGCGCUCCGGGCCCGGCGCGGUCACAAGGAGCGCUCCAAGAACUUCACCGAGCUGGAGAAGCGGACGGUGCUGGAGCUGAUCGCCAGGCACCGCGACGUGCUCCGCCAGGGUCGCUCCAACAACGCCACCAACCGGAGCAAGCAGCUGGUGUGGUCGACCAUAUGCGAGGAGGUGAACAAGCGGUGCGGCGGCGAGCGGCCGCGGACCCCGGCGCAGGUCAAGAUGUGGUAUGAAAACUACAAGAAGAAAUGCAAGAUGCGCGCUCACGAUGUACAGCAACCACAGCCCGACCCGCAGAAUCUGCUGGACGGCAUGCUCUGGCAGAACGUUCAUCCUCUGGACGUCAAAGAUGAGGAUGGGGAGCCGGCUGCCAGCGCGGAAGGUCCUCAUAGCAUUAAAGAUGAAGACUGUGUACCGGUUAACAUGUCAAACGGCCGAUUAUCAAGCACGAACGACAGCGACGACACGAUGCCAAACGUACUUGAGCCCCAGGUGCAAAUCAUCCCCCAUUCACCCCCCACGCCCCCCGCCCACAAACCGCACAACCCCCUUAACCCGCACAUAGUCCUAGCGAACCCCCUACACGCAAUAGAACAAGCGCGCAUACAACAAAACCUAAUCCACAAACUAACAGAGAUUUCUAAUACUCCAUUAAAUUUAAGCCACUUGGACGACGAUAGACGAAAGAAUGGACACGAAAGAACGAAAGAGAAGCAAGACGAGCAAAUUAAACACGACAGCGGAACGGCAACAGAGGAGGAGAGGUUGUAUUUCAGUGCCAAACGGCAACACGCGAUAUGGGAGCACGAGGCCAAAAUGAAAAUCUUAAACAUGGAGCUGAGACAGAAGGAGGAAAUAUUUUCAUUGCAAAAACAACUCUUUCUCAUCGAGUUAAAGUUGAAAAUGGAGUUUUUGGAAAAGGCUGGCUUGAAAUGAGGGUAAGUAGCGGCGACGUCGGACGACUGGACCCUAAAGUUGUUGUCUGUGACAUAUCUUUUUGUUUUCUAUUGUUUUUUUUUUUUACGAAGUCGUCUUCCAGUAUUCGUCUUAAAUUGAAAUUGUCCGGUUGACCGACCGCGCGAAAUAGUCAUAGAGUGCCAUGGUUAUUGUGUAAUUAUUGUUAAAAAAAAAAAAAUUUUGUCUAUGAAAUAUUUUUAAAUUACACCACCGAACGGUGAUAAUCAUCUUUGCCUUUUAAAAAGUAUGACGGGUUAGUCUAUGGUCUGAUGAGUACAGGUACAAAGUUGUUCGCGGCGAACAAUAUAAGUAUUAGUAUUGUACCAAAAUGGGUUUCGAAAUGUGAUUGUAAUAAUAAUAUUUUUUUAAAAAGUUAUUUUCAUAGCUUAUUUUGUAUGUUAAUUUUUUUUUUUAGUUGUAGCAACUUUUUAACAAAGGUUGGCCAUUGAGGGAUGUACAGACAAUACUGAGAAUUUUUUUAAACAAGAUCAUAAUGUUCGAUUUUUAAAACACUUCAAUGCUAACCGAUUAAUUUUUUUUCACUGCUCGAAGCAGCGACAUUAAUGUUUGUAGUAUUACAUUAUAAUGGCAGCUGUCGCAUAAUUUAUCGCAUAAUUUGUUAAUAUAAAAUAAAAACUGCCAAAUUGUAAUAUUGUUAUAUUUUUAAUGUUUUUAGUACUUAGUUCAAGUCGGAGGACUUUAGAAUUUAUGAAUACCCAAUUUUUUGGGGGUCAACGUACUUUUGACAGCGCGUGGCAAAAAAAAAAUAUAACCUAGUCUUAUCAAAUAUAUAAUUAUAUGGGCAAGUUAUAGUUUUAUAUUGCAGGAAAUGUAGGAGUUUGCACGUUUUAACCAGUAUUUUUCUACAAAUUGACUGAUCAACAGUAAAAUUGCUUAGCAAAUAAUUUAUUAUUACUUAUCUACUUAUCGUUUGGUGAGAUUAUUACAAAAUUGAAACCGCAUACAAAAUGACCUCACAUGGGAAUAAUAUUUUUAUAUUAAAAAUAUUAGAUAGAUAAAUAUGUUAAAGGUUAAAAUAUUUGUUUAGUUUAAUGGCGUUAGAUUUUUAUAUCCAGUGAUAUAAAUGUUCGUAACGCAAUGUGUCUUGGUCGUUUUGCGGUUUGGUAUUAAAAAAAAAUUUUUUUUUUUUUUUUUAAAGAUUAAGGAAAAUUUAACGGCGUCAUAUAAUUAUAUAUUACAGUCAGUGCCAAUAAAGAGAAACCAUUGUUGAUGUAAUUAUAAAUAAAUAUGAUGAUAUAUGUUAGUUAUUUACAUAUAUAAGUUUUACAUUAGAAUGCGAAAAAUACGUAAGUUAGACAUAUACGGAAAAAUAAAUUCGACACAAUAUGAUAUUAUUAGGGUAUAUAAAGAUGAAAUAUAUACAGUACAAACGGAUAAAUAACGAGAUAUAAUAAAUAUUACCUCAGAACAUACAAACAUACAGUGUAUUGUAAAUAUAUAAGCAGUAGUUGUAACUUUUUAGAAAACAUUUUUAUAUGAGGGCGUCUUACACCUUCUUUUAUGUUGUUUUUGUGUCAAAACGUUGCCAGUGACAUUAUAUUAAAAACGAGAGGAAAAUUUAAUUUUCGAACAAAUUUCUUUGUCCUUCACAUUACCCAGUCCGCGAUGCUCAAUUUUGAACCUGGCAACAUUACAAUGUAAGAAAAUUUUAUGGCAAUACUGUUAAACCAUUUUAAAUAGCGAUUUACUAUAUGUGAUGUAUUUACGAUCUCAAUACAAGUUAAUUUUUAACUCUGGUAACUCUACUUCAGUAUGUAACGUAAAUUAAAUAUAUAAUAUAUAUGUAUACUAAUUUUUAUUCGGUGAUCACUUAAGUUAAUCUAAUUAAAUUGGAUAUUAUUGAAAUUAAAUAAAGAAUUUAUUUUCUGUU